Molecule: messenger RNA, 825 nt
Organism: Fonsecaea nubica
Lineage: Eukaryota; Fungi; Ascomycota; Eurotiomycetes; Chaetothyriales; Herpotrichiellaceae
Exons: 2
Coding region: 1-825 (274 amino acids)
Biological process (GO): endoplasmic reticulum to Golgi vesicle-mediated transport; regulation of GTPase activity
Cellular component (GO): trans-Golgi network; cis-Golgi network; TRAPP complex
Source: RefSeq, a predicted model, not a curated record
AUGGCGGCACCUCCUCCCGGCGAUGCGCCCUUCGACGCUGACUCGCGGCUCGUCAACAUGUCCUGCUUCGACCUCCUGCUGAUCGAACUGGUCCCGCUGGCCGAGCGCAUGGCGCGGGCCUACGAGGCGUCUCUCGACCGUCCCACACCCUCCCCCGCGAGCUCAACGACCACGAAACGGACGUCAAAGGGCCCGCCGGCGGCCCCGGGCAAUACCAUCAGCGGUGGCACGACGACGACAACGUCCAACACGGUUUCGUCGACCUCGACGCCCAGUAUCACGGUCACGGGCGCCAACGCGGUCCCUGCGUCCUCGCAGCCCUCAAACACCGCGCUGCUCGCCGCGGACGGCCUCCCCGCGACCACCAUCUUCGCCGAUUCCAUCUACGUGCGCCUCGAGCGCCUGGGCUUCCGUGUCGGGGAGGGUCUCAGUGAACGCAUCUCGCGCGACCGGCCGCGCUUCAACCAGGCCGGGCUGAACGGGGCUAACGUGGGAAACGUCAACGACCACCACCUCGACGUGAUCAAGUUCCUCUGCAAGGACAUCUGGGGCGUGGUGUGGAGGAAGCAGGUCGACAACUUGAAGACGAAUCAUCGGGGUGUCUUUGUCCUUACAGACAACAAAUUCCGUCCUCUUACACGCAUGUCCAUGGCGAACCACGCCGAAGCCUUGCAACGAGCCAAAACCCACCUCUUUUUCCCCUGCGGCAUUAUCCGUGGUGUCCUGAGUAGUUUGGGGAUCAAAGCCACCGUCCAGGCUGAGACGAUAGAAUUGCCUGGUGCAGUGUUCCAGAUUACGACGGUGCAGCCUCAAAUAAGGCCAUGA